This is a messenger RNA of Linum tenue, 540 nucleotides long. Lineage: Eukaryota; Viridiplantae; Streptophyta; Magnoliopsida; Malpighiales; Linaceae. The record is from the annotation of a GenBank genome assembly.
CAACGCCACAUCCACAACCGACGCUCCUUCCGAUUUCUAGGGAUUUCAAUUUCAGGGAAGAUCAAAUUACUGGAGAGGAAGAGCACAGAGUAAGCAGAAGCUGCCGGCGCGAUGUCCUACUUGCUGCCGCAUUUGCACUCUGGAUGGGCCGUCGAUCAGGCCAUCCUCGCCGAGGAAGAGCGCCUCGUCGUCAUCCGAUUCGGCCACGAUUGGGAUGAGACCUGUAUGCAGAUGGAUGAAGUGUUGUCCUCUGUUGCUGAUACAUUGAAGAACUUUGCGGUGAUAUACCUGGUGGACAUCACCGAGGUGCCCGAUUUCAACACCAUGUACGAGCUGUACGAUCCAUCAACCGUCAUGUUCUUCUUCAGGAACAAGCACAUCAUGAUCGAUCUCGGCACUGGAAACAACAACAAGAUCAACUGGGCUCUCAAGGACAAGCAGGAGUUUGUUGACAUUGUGGAGACGGUCUAUCGGGGAGCGAGGAAAGGGCGUGGUCUCGUCAUUGCUCCCAAGGACUACUCCACCAAGUACCGGUACUGA